GACAGUCGUGUGUGUUUUUUUGAUGACGGAUUUUGCGAAAGAACCGUUGGUAUUUUUUUUUUUUCUCGUUUUCUUUCUCUUCCUGUGAAAAAUAAUCCGUUCGCGCGCGAUGGUCCGAUCGUCGAAAAGCGUCAAGAGAAACGAGAUGUCGGCGCACGGGGACGAUGCGAGGAGGAUCGGUUCGCCACCGUAUUAUCUUCGUCACGCUUCUCGAGACUCGUCGAAGUCGUCGCAAAUUGAUACAUCAACGAAAAGCGCUGAUAACAAAGCUUCGCUAUUAAUUAUAAGAAGCACGUUGUCCAAGGGAAAGUGCAAGUAUUGCACCUGCAGUCUGCUCGGAAUGAUGACGAUCUUGGUGUGCGUCCUGUUCGCUAAACUGUUUUUUCCAUAUCCUCUGCACGCUUCCUGCGUCGUCAAGUGGAAGUUCGGUGAUCCGUGCACAUUCAUCAUGCAAAAAUUUCGAUAUCAGAUAAUAAAUUGGUCUUCGUGGAACGUUUGCCGGCGACACGACGUCAAUUGUCUGUACACGCUAAACAUUUCGCCGGAAGAGAAUGUGAUCAGAGCAACUCACAGAAUGUCGAGUUCGAAAUCGCACGAAAGGAUCAAGAUUUCAUUUGAAGGGACAAAUAAAACGUGCGUUGCUACGGCCGAGUCUAUUUCAAACGCAUGGUUUAUACUAUUUGACCACGGCGCAAAUUACUGCAAUCUGCACAAUUUGGUGGUAGGCGCCGGUCUGAAUACUCAUACAAACUUUCUGGAACUGACAAGCGACGCUGUGUGCACGCAAUUCAACAUGGCAAUCUGUGAAUGAAGAAAGGAAACACACACAUAUCUCACUCGCUUGUGAUAUUUCUAAAAGAAUUUCUCGCACAAUGUUGCAGAUAGUAUAAACGUAGAUUUGUAUUUUUAUCACGUUAUAAAGUUUCAAGUACACGUGCGUUACAGAACAAUUCAUUAUAUCAAGUUUGUACUCUUCGAUGUGUUCGAAAAAUAUUACAUUGUAUAUCGUACACACACACACGUAUCGUAUUUAUUAAACUAUUUUAUCAUUUACACGCGCGCUGUACAAGCGCAAAAAAAAAAAAAA
This is a messenger RNA of Pseudomyrmex gracilis, 1087 nucleotides long. RefSeq lists its product as uncharacterized. The coding region runs from base 110 to 811 and encodes 233 amino acids. The record is from RefSeq and is a predicted model, not a curated record. Lineage: Eukaryota; Metazoa; Arthropoda; Insecta; Hymenoptera; Formicidae. The transcript is spliced from 5 exons.